AUGGAGUCCUGGUUCCAGUACCGCCGUCUGCGCCGGGAAGCAGAGGAAGACUUGGCCAACAGUCAAGCCAAGUCGGUGCGCACUAGUACCUCGUCGCCGUCUCUGGGAUCAGACCCGGAGGCGACAGCAGCAGAGAAGUCAGCCCCCUUCAACGAUGCUCCCCUUGUACCCGGUGUGGAGGUUUCUCGACUAGGAGACAACGGCGAGGUUGUCUUUUUGGUUGGGUGGAAGGAAAACGAUCCAAGUAACCCGCUCAACUGGUCUCUGCUUCGCAAGUGGAUGGUCAUGUUGACCUGCUGUCUGGUUGCCAUCGCCAUGACAGUCCCCUCCUCGGUGGAGGGUAUCUUUCUCAUUGGAAUCGGCGUUGGCUCUCUAUUCGCCGGUCCAUUUUCCGAGACCUUCGGUCGCAAUGUGGUCUACUUCACCGCACUAAUCCUCGUAAUUCUGUUCGUGAUGGCAAAAGCUCUGGCACCAAACUAUGGCGCAGCCCUCACCUUCCGCUUCCUGUGUGCUCUAUUCGCCGCUGCCCCAAUGACAGUAGCUGGCGGAACCGUCGGCGACAUCUGGCAACCAUUACAGAUCCCCUUCGGCCUGCCCCUCGUCACCAUUGCCGCCUACUCGGGCCCGAUCCUGGGCCCCGUGAUCGGCGCCUACACGCCGGAGAUCGGCUACGUGUGGGCCGAUUGGAUCUCGAUGAUCAUUGCCGGCGUCGCUCUGGUCGUCGUCAAUGUCGCCCAGCCUGAGACCUUCAGCCCUGUUCUUUUGGAAUGGCGAGCGAAGCACCUCCGCGAACUGACUGGUGAUAUCCGGUACCGCGCUGCCCAUGUGUCUACCUCAGCAAACUCAUUAGGCCCGCUUUCUACCUGGGUCCUUCUCUACUUCGUGCUGUUCACCUUCCUCAACGGCUACCCCUUCAUCUUUGCCAAUGUGUACGGUAUCAGCACUAGCUUGACCUUCGUCAUCUUCGUCGCCAUGAUUCCCGGCGUCAUCGUUGCUCUGGCUAUGAUUCCUCCUCUGUACAGCAUGACCAAGAAGGCCGCAAGACAGGCCAAGGCUGAGGGUCAGGCUUUGCAGCCCGAGGUAUCGCUCUACUGGGCCAUGGCAGGUGCAUCUAUCAUGAUGCCGCUUUCUCUCUUCUGGAUGGCCUGGACCUGCUACGCCGACGUCAGUAUCUGGUCCCCGAUCGUGGCCUCCGGCGUCUUCGGCUGGGCCCUUGUUUGCAUUUUCACGACGACAUACAUGUACAUCAUCUUCGUGUACCUGCAGUAUGCUGCUUCGGCACUUGGAUUCAUGACUUUCGCGCGAUACGUCGUCGCUGGUGCUCUCAGCCCUGCGUCUGUCCAGAUGUACGAGAACAUUGGUCCCCAUUGGUCGGUGACUAUUGUUGCUGUUCUGGCUACUCUCAUGGCGCCUGUUCCGUAUGCGCUUUACAAGUAUGGCCACAAGGUUCGUGCCAUGAGCAAGAAUGCGGUCAACAAGGCGUAG
This is a messenger RNA of Penicillium bovifimosum, 1485 nucleotides long. Its product is annotated as Major facilitator superfamily domain general substrate transporter. Gene Ontology annotation, biological process: transmembrane transport. The coding region runs from base 1 to 1485 and encodes 494 amino acids. Gene Ontology annotation, molecular function: transmembrane transporter activity. The record is from RefSeq and is a predicted model, not a curated record. The transcript has 4 exons. Lineage: Eukaryota; Fungi; Ascomycota; Eurotiomycetes; Eurotiales; Aspergillaceae.